ACCCCACCUUACUCCUCUUUCCAUCCUCCUUCCCUGCUAUAUUCAGCACUCUCUUCACCAGAACCGCCAGGGAUGCACGCAGGAAUCCGUCUUCUAGCCAGGAGUCAUCCUUACAAACCGAUGAUCCAUUUCCUAGGCAAGAACCGGAUUCCGCGAGAACCCCAUGGACCGAGACCGCAUCCGAUGGCUCCUCCGGAUAUAAAAGCCCAUUUUUCAGAGUUCUUGAACAAGAUCCAGGCGAGCAGGUCGUUUGUCGCAGCCUCAAAAGAAGAAGAAACAGCAAAAGUAUACGCCAACUUCUGGGAAGCACCUGAUCGGUAUCGGAAAGGGACUGUAUUAGACGAAGCGGAAAUAGAGGCUAUCGACAGCGGGGGAGCUUCGAAGUGGUAGAAUGGACAACUUGAGCUUGGAAUGUACAACGUGCAAUUUUAUCUUAUCG
This is a messenger RNA of Dacryopinax primogenitus, 439 nucleotides long. RefSeq lists its product as uncharacterized. NCBI's taxonomy places the organism in Eukaryota, Fungi, Basidiomycota, Dacrymycetes, Dacrymycetales, Dacrymycetaceae. Gene Ontology annotation, biological process: 2-oxoglutarate metabolic process. The record is from RefSeq and is a predicted model, not a curated record. The coding region runs from base 73 to 390 and encodes 105 amino acids. The transcript is spliced from 4 exons.